AUUACUAGUUACCAAGGCAACCACACAAUCAUAUUCUUAGCGGAAUUCUAAAAAAAAGAUUUAUAAUGAGUGGGGACUCAAUAGAUGUUUUACCUGAAAGUCAUAAUAUUAUUCGUAGAUCUGAUAGUCAAGGCGAUGUCAGUGAAUUCAGUUCAUAUAGCCGCAGAAGCAGCACAGUAAACAACAGCCUAUUCGGCCUAGGUUUUCGAAGAAACCGAACAGGGCCUUAUCUAGAAGGCAACCUUCGGUUAUAUGACACAAUAGAGCUGCCGUCUGAUGUCAUGUGCUGUAGAUUUAAUGAUGAUGGACAACACUUGGCCGUUGGAUUGUGUGAUGGAACCAUUAAGAUCUUCAAUCCAGUCACAUGUCAGCUGUUGUAUUCCCUGCACGACGAGGACUCAAACAAAAACAGACUGCCUGUCACUCAGAUUCGUUUCAGGCCUUUUUCACCUGGAGAAAAAACAGAGUACAUUCACAUUAUUAUAGCCACAUAUGCGUCUGGUCAUGUCAAGUUUUGGCACUACACUUCAGGCACAUGCUUGCACUCCAUCGACGAGGGACGUCAAACUUUAUCUUUGACCAUAAACCCAGAGGGGACCCACUUUCUGACCGCUGGGGCCAACCCACAGAUCUACAUGUACGACCUGGACACCAAACAGAGAGUGGCCACCAUGGAGCCCAGUGAUGGAUACGACAUCAUGGAUGGUCACCGCUUUAGGGUGUUUGCUAUGCAGUACAACCCCAAUCAUCCCCACAUCUUCAUUUCAGGUGGUUGGGAUGAUACAGUGCAGUAUUGGGAUGACAGAAAAGUUCAUUCAGUUAAAAAGUUCACUGGACCUCACUUGUGUGGAGAUGCCCUUGACAUUGACCCCGUACACAACCACAUUCUGACUGGCUCAUGGCGCAAAACACAUGUACUACAGAUUUGGGACUUUGCUUCAGCAGUUAAAAUUAAAGAUGUGCCUCAAGAUACAUUACAUCACAGUCAGUUGUAUUGCGCCCAGUGGCUGGGUAAAGACAGCAUCAUUUGUGGUGGGACAGACCAAAACAUGGCCAGGACAAUUGACAGGGGCACCCUAAAUACCACUGGCCAGCUGGUGGACCUACCACAAGGUGUUUACUGCAUCGACAACGACAGACUGGGCUCGUUCCCCCGAGUGGCCAUAGGUUCUAACAGAUAUAUUUAUAUCUUGAGGGCAGAGAAAAAGAUGUGAUUUGAUGAUAUCUUGAGGGCAGAGAAAAAGAUGUGAUUUGAUGAUAUCUUGAGGGCAGAGAAAAAGAUGUGAUUUGAUGAUAUCUUGAGGGCAGAGAAAAAGAUGUGAUUUGAUGAUAUAUUUAUAUCUUGAGGGCAGAGAAAAAGAUGUGAUUUGAUGAUAUCUUGAGGGCAGAGAAAAAGAUGUGAUUUGAUGAUAUCUUGAGGGCAGAGAAAAAGAUGUGAUUUGAUGAUAUCUUGAGGGCAGAGAAAAAGAUGUGAUUUGAUGAUAUCUUGAGGGCAGAGAAAAAGAUGUGAUUUGAUGAUAUAUUUAUAUCUUGAGGGCAGAGAAAAAGAUGUGAUUUGAUGAUAUCUUGAGGGCAGAGAAAAAGAUGUGAUUUGAUGAUAUAUUUAUAUCUUGAGGGCAGAGAAAAAGAUGUGAUUUGAUGAUAUAUUUAUAUCUUGAGGGCAGAGAAAAAGAUGUGAUUUGAUGAUAUCUUGAGGGCAGAGAAAAAGAUGUGAUUUGAUGAUAUCUUGAGGGCAGAGAAAAAGAUGUGAUUUGAUGUGCUGACGGAUGGCUUCACAUCAUUUAAUAUUUUAAGUGCUUGUUUCAGAUGGUGUUCAUGAAAUGUAAUUCAUUGGGUUGGACAAUAUCAAACCUUUGUAUUUUUACUGAGUUUUUUUUAAGGUAUGGUAUGACAACAGGUUGAAAAACUUUGGAACAAGUUUUUAAAAUGAGAAUUCUAUAUUUCCCUAAUAUUGGACUCAGCAUUAAUCAUGAAGGCAUUGUUUGAAUGUAUGAAUGUAUUUGUGAUAAAAGAUUGUACAAGUUUUCUAAAAAAGCAUUUAGUUUAGAGUCCCCAUGCGUGUAGCAAGCUGCUUCACUUCCUGUUGAAACAGAUGUGUACUAGUGUUCAAACAAUACAUCUUUUACUAUUGUCUUUGUUAAAACAUUGUAAUUAAAGCUUUCUUUCAACCAUUUUUAUGUGUUAAAAUAACCAAUCUUCACCAUGCCUAGACCACUCGAUUUCUGGGAUUACAGUAAUGUUUUCUUGUAAAUAUUUUUUUGUUCAAAUUUUGUAUUUGGUUAAAACUGAAAUUAAACAUUUGCUACAAACAA
Physella acuta is the source of this 2312-nucleotide messenger RNA. Its product is annotated as WD repeat-containing protein 38. The record is from RefSeq and is a predicted model, not a curated record. Gene Ontology annotation, molecular function: protein binding. NCBI's taxonomy places the organism in Eukaryota, Metazoa, Mollusca, Gastropoda, Physidae.